Messenger RNA from Adineta steineri, 1419 nucleotides. NCBI's taxonomy places the organism in Eukaryota, Metazoa, Rotifera, Eurotatoria, Adinetida, Adinetidae. The record is from the annotation of a GenBank genome assembly.
AUGAUACCUAUAUCUUUUAAUGAACAACAAAUCGAAGUAACAAGUAAUCAUUUUAUUGAUCCAGAAGAAAGAUUUCGAUAUAAAGAUGCAAAAGAAUAUUUACCAAGUGUAUAUGGUACAUAUGCAAAAGUUAAGAAGAAUAUAAUAUUAUUUAUAAUAAGUGGUUUAGGAUUUUUAUCUGCAUUUGAUGAUUUAAUUUAUGCUCCAGCAUUAUCAGCUGUUGUUCAAGAUUUACAUACAACAGAAACGUUAGGUUUAUUAACAAUAACAGUGUAUGUAUUUGCAAGUUGUCUAUGUGGACUUAUUUGGGGAGUGUUAAGUGAUUGUUAUGGCCGUCGAUUAAUAAUGUCAUUUGGUCUUAGUGGAUUUGUGUUGUCAGUAAUUGGUUCAUAUUUUUCUCCAAAUAUUUCUGUAUUUUUAAUAUGUCGUGCAUUACAAGGAUGUUUUAUUUGUGUAACAUUAAUUGUCGGUCAAGCAACAAUUGCUGAUAUCUAUCAACCGAAUGAACGUGGACGAGCUAUUGCUCUUUUUUAUGGAUUUUAUUUUGUAGCUGCAUUAGUUGGUCCAAUUAUUGGUGGACCAUUAUCUUAUCAUUUUGGUUGGAGAUCAACAUUUAUUUUAGUUGGAUUUCUUGCAAUUUUAUUAUUUAUUACUUAUAUAUUAUUCGUACCUGAGACUCAACAAUAUUUAAUUGUAUGUAAAUAUGAAAAAGCAGGAAUAAAAUUACUUGAAUUUGAUUCACUUGUGAAACCAAUAUUAGAAAAUCCAUGUUUACCAUUAAAAUAUUUAAAAGAAACAACAAUUCUUCCCUAUGUAUUUGUUUUAGCAUUUGGAUAUGUAUCAAUGAAUGUUGCCCAAUUAUUUUUUUCAAUUCAAUUAUCUAAAGCUCCUUAUUAUUAUAAAUCAAAUCUAAUUGGUAUAUUAUAUCUUCCAAUGUCAAUAGCAAAAUUUUCAGGUAGUAUUAUUGGUGGUAGUUUAUCUGAUUAUGCAGCAAUAAAAUAUAUGAAAACAUCACAAAUUGAUGAAGGACAUGUUGUACCAGCAUUAUUAUUUUCAAUUUUAACACCUAUUGGUUUAAUUAUUUAUGGAUGGUCAUUUCAAUAUAGUAUGCAUGUAUCAUUACCUGUUAUUGGAUUAAUUAUUUGUGGUUUAGGUCAAACAGCUACUCGACCUGGUAUUUACUCAUUUUAUACAAUUAAAUAUCAACAAUAUUCAGCUAGUGUUACAGCAGCAAAUAAUUUUGUUCAAUUAUUAUUAACAUCAAUAAUGUUAACAUUUACAGCAAUUAUUGUUGAAUCAAUUGGUAAUGGACUAUAUUUUAGUAUUAUUGCUUUCGGGAAUAUAUUGACAACAAUUGUACCAGCGAUGAUUAUUUCAAGAAAAAUCAGAUUAUCUAAUAUUUCUGUAAAACAUCCCUAG